CGGGGCAGCGGGAGGCGCAGGGAUCUGCGUGCCGUGCCAGCGCCGCAGGCCGGAGCCGCGGUAGAGACGUCGAAGGAUGCUGAGCUGCGGCUUGACAAACUGAAACAUGACUGAUACAGAUGAACCCCAGACUUCUGGCUCUGAUUACCCUGAUGCCCAAGUGCUGAUCAGCCCUCAGCAGCAGGAGCCAUCUGAGGUGUGUUUAUGGCAAAGGAAUACAGGAACAGAGCGGUCAAGGCAGAAGGUGGCUGUUCCUCGGGAGUCUUCAGAUCAUCCUAAGAGCAUGUGUAAAUCAUCAGCUGCUUCAUCUGAGGUUUUACUGAUCAGCAGUGAUUCAGAAAGUGAUGUCUCUGAUGCUCGUCCUGAGUGCUCCAUUGCACCUUCAAAGCAGAAAAGGCGAUCUCAAUAUUCAAGGCAACAAGCUGAAUCUGUUACAGAAGUACCUGACAAUGAAAGCUCCUCAGAUUCUUCACUGUCUCCUCAAAGUCCAGGGAAAUCAUUAGACGUUUCCAAGCAGCAAAAGUCAAAACUCAAUUUGAAGGCCAUUUUUGCUUAUCACUUCAGGGGAAGGAAGUUCAAAGCAGCCGCACACAGAAAAUACAAAAUUUACGCACGGAAGAGCAAGAAGAAAAAGUAUGAGAGCACACACAUGCCCACAGGGAGGCCCCCACUAACAGCCUCACCACAGGAACAAAAGAGGAGGCUCCUAGACAGAGGUUUUCAAUUCCCUUUUGUUGAAAAACAUUAUGGGAAGAAGCAUAUUCCCUUAAAGAUGGUUCUUGGCUAUGAGCAAGCAGCUGCAAAGGGAUAUUUCAAGUAUAUUGAAGUGCUUAAAUAUGAAGAACAUCUUAAAAAAGCUUUAAAAGCCCUUCAGGCCAGUGAUGACUUAGAAAAAGAGUGUAUGGUGUUACGGAAACACAAAUACUUAGAUGAUGAUGGCCCCAUUUCCCCUAUUCAGGAGACGGACGAUGAUGAUGAGGAGAGCUUGAAUUCUGAUACUGAGGAACAACUUGAUGCCAGAGUAGUGGAGAACAGCUCUUUCAUUCUAAGCAGCACAAUUCCCAGUAAAAAAAAGUCAAAGCCAAGAAGAAAACGUGCAAAACCACCUGAAGUGAUUGAAAUAGAGGAUGAAGAAGAUGGUGCUGAAGGGAACUCUGUGCCUCUGCAGGGUUCACCUCGGUGAACAGCAGAUGGACCAAUGAGGUGGCAGUGGUUGUUCUUCAGAUGCCUCUCUUGGGCCUGUUUGGUUUAAAACAUUGCUCUGGAGUCAGUGUUCAGCUCUCCACCCAGAUGCCUAGGCACAUUUGGCUUAUUUUUAUGUUGCUUUUGGAAGAUGAAAUACCUCUUGGUUUUCUUGCUGCAUAAGAUGAGCACAGUCGCACUGCAGCAGCAGCUGUAAUUGCUUGAUUACAGGACCUCUUCAAUUCUUAUGGCUGUUUGCUGACCUGAUUCACAAAUCCUUUACUUCAGUGGACAUCUGUGCAACAUGGAAGCAAAAGAGGGGCAUCCCUGUGAUGUGUGGAACAGAUUAGAAAGCCUCUACUCAAGUGAAGUGCAUCUUAUGUCCAGUCUGAACGAGCAUUUUGGUACUUAGAGAAAAUAAAGGAAAUGCAGGCUGCUGUUUCACAGAAGUCUGAAGCUGCUUCAAGGGUGCUUGAGGAUACAGAAUGAAGUGAACUGCCCCAAGUUAAAAAAGAUGGAAGCAACUUGUUUGACAGGGUCUGCCACCAAGUUGCUGUGUGUCAGAGGGAUAAGAAACACCAUGUGGGAGCUGCCAAAGUGAGGGUGAAGGAUGCCGUGGACACUCGGUGUGUGCUAUGGUCUAUUUGUGAGGAGAUAAUGCCUCGUGUACUCAGGCUCCUGGGCUGAGGAAGGGCCUUACCCUGCUGCCAUGGAGUUUUCUGAUGCUGAUGUAGAGGAGAGGCUACUCCAUUCCAUUCUGAAGCAGUAACUUGCAGCAUGAGGCAUUAAGGAACAGGGCUGCUACAAUUGUGGUUUGAGCAGUCCUGCAGCCCACUUGCUGCUUGUGUGUCCAGAGAAGGGCAGUGGAGCUGGGGAAGGGUGUGGAGCACAGGUUUGAUGAGGAGCAGCUAAGGGAGAUGGGGUUGUUAAGCCUGGAGGAACGAAGGCACAGGGGGAGCCACCACUUUGUACAGCCACCUGAAAGGAGCUUGUGGUGAGGUGGGGGUUGGUCUGCCAAUUAACAAGCAGUAGGAUGAGAGGAGGUGACCUCAAGUUGUGCCAGGAGAGGUUUAGAUUGGAUAUUAGAAAAUUUUUAUUUGGAUUGAAAAUGCUAAUAGAUAUUUUUCCUCUCUUAGAUCCUGCUGAUGUUGCUGCAAGCCUGCUCCAAUGAACUGCACAGCUAUUCCAAAUAAAGAACCUUCUCUAGA
Messenger RNA from Pyrgilauda ruficollis (rufous-necked snowfinch), 2390 nucleotides. It is a transcript of the gene TAF1D, whose product is annotated as TATA-box binding protein associated factor, RNA polymerase I subunit D. The transcript has 15 exons. The coding region runs from base 107 to 1183 and encodes 358 amino acids. The record is from RefSeq and is a predicted model, not a curated record. Lineage: Eukaryota; Metazoa; Chordata; Aves; Passeriformes; Passeridae. Gene Ontology annotation, biological process: regulation of DNA-templated transcription. Gene Ontology annotation, cellular component: nucleus; RNA polymerase transcription factor SL1 complex; nucleoplasm.